Messenger RNA from Trichobilharzia szidati, 1749 nucleotides. The record is from the annotation of a GenBank genome assembly. Lineage: Eukaryota; Metazoa; Platyhelminthes; Trematoda; Strigeidida; Schistosomatidae.
AUGCUGUCUCGCACAGUAUCUAUGAAAUGUGUCCGGGAGUUUUGUCAGGUUACAGGCACGGAUGAAGAAACUGCUCGCUCAUUUCUGUCAGCUUGUAAUGAUGAUUUGGAUUUAGCUGUGAGUCUAUAUAUGGAUGACCCUAGUAGAGUUCCAUCUCACAGUACUACAGAGGAAUAUCGUGCCCCCAUCCCUCAAAGAAAUGAGCAGCUACUGCCUGCAGUUGUGCCACUUCUGCCUACUCAUUUGCAAAACCCAGCUCCACUUCAAAAGCGUCGACGAGCAUUCGUGGCCGAUGAUUCCGAUGACAGUUCAGGCGAUGAUGUUAUCCUGACAAGUGGUGAGCGUUCAUCGAAACCACGAUACGAGCCUAAUUCAUCAUCAUCAAAUACAGAAGGCGUUAGCUCUGGUUCAUCUUCAGUCGCUCGUUCAUGUGGUCAUGUCAAUGGAGCAAAGGAUGAUACAACACAAAAGAAAAAGAGACACCUACAGCAACUUUAUCAACCUCCUGUUGAAUUAUUGUUCAGUGGAUCGUUAAAUGCUGCUGCAAUAGCUGCUCAAGAGAAACAUCAAUGGUUGCUUGUUAGUGUCCACGAUGAAGGGUGUUUUGAGUGUCAUUUGUUAAACCGUGAUGUUUGGAAGGAUCCAAAAGUCUAUCAGCUGGUCAAAUACCACUGUACAUUCCUCCAAAUUCCUGUGGAUAGUCCUGAAGGCUUACGUUUUCGUUCUAGUUAUUCAUAUGUUCAGUCUGCAUCUCAUAUAGCUGUACUGAAUCCGUUUACGCGGGAGCAAAAAAUGAUGUGGACACAUUUAAAUGAUCCCAGGAUUGUAUAUGAUGUUUUAUCCGAGUUUAUGAAACAUUGUGUGCUGAUUAAUCCUACUAAUGUCAAUGGUCAUGAAAAUAUCAGCACUUCUACAUCUAUUGAUGAUUCACCAUUUCCACAAAGUUUACGAAGACCAACAACAGACACAGCUAUUAAUCAUUAUGACGCAAAAAGACCACGUCUACACAGGAUCGCAACAAACAAUUGUUAUUCGACAGGCUCAGAGUAUAUUGAUUCAUCAUCAGAAGGCGGUCAUUCAUCACAAAUAACGUCUAUCUCUAAUGCAUUAGAUUUAACUGAAGAAGAACAACUCCAAUUGGCUAUAGAAGCAUCAAAAAAGGAAGCGAAUAAGCAAUUGAAUAGCUCUCAGAAUUCGUUCACCACAGAUAGUGAGAUAGCUAUCACAGAUAACGAAGAAGAAGUAGUUGACGCCGACAACUGCCACACUAGUUUAGGCGAAGCUUCAGAUCCUGAUAUUGACCGAAGCAGAGUUCAUGAUAGUGAUUUGGAGGAAGACUGUAUCCUUGUUGAUUCUAACGGGACAAGUAGCUCUUCAUUUGUUUCUUCAACUACAGCAACUAUAACAGCAAGAAGACCUCUGAGACCUGAGAAAUCACUUAAUGAAUCUAUAUCAAAUUGCAGCAUAACAUCUAAUGUUUUGCGUGAAUUACCGUCUCCUGCAGCUGAUGAACUAGUAUUUGAAUUGCUUAUCCGUUUACCUGAUGGUACUCGGGAGAUUUAUCGACUUCCACCUACUCUCAAGUUACAGGAUCUUCAUUCAUAUUUCAAAUAUCGUGGCUAUCCAACAGAUCGAUAUGAAGUUGUUCGCAUUCAUCCUUAUCUGUGUCUUUCAGCCAUGCCACAAUCAAUUUCGUUAGCUGUUGCUGGUUUACGCACAAAAGAUACCUUGUUUAUUCAAGAGCGUUGA